Messenger RNA from Ictalurus furcatus (blue catfish), 4047 nucleotides. It is a transcript of the gene gpsm1b, whose product is annotated as G protein signaling modulator 1b. Lineage: Eukaryota; Metazoa; Chordata; Actinopteri; Siluriformes; Ictaluridae. The record is from RefSeq and is a predicted model, not a curated record. The transcript has 14 exons. Gene Ontology annotation, molecular function: GTPase regulator activity; protein binding. Bases 186 to 2138 code for a protein of 650 amino acids.
UAGCUGCCAUUGCAAGGAGGAGGGUGCUCGUAUAAGUGUGUGUGUAUGUGAGAGAGAGAGAGAGAGAGAGAGAGAGAGAGAGAGAGAGAGCACUUCCAGACACACACACACACACACACACUAGUGCAAGGUUGAAGCUGCUGGAUACCAGUGUACGGGCUCCACAAGCCCACGAGCUCACCAGCAUGGACCAGGAUCUGGCAAGCAAAAGGCUCCACUCGAGGAUGGAGGCGUCCUGUCUGGAGUUGGCUUUAGAAGGUGAGCGUCUGUGCAAAGCCGGAGACUUUAAAGGUGGGACAGCGUUCUUCGAGGCGGCGGUUCAGGUAGGAACGGAAGAUCUGAAGACCCUCAGUGCCAUUUACAGCCAGCUGGGCAACGCCUACUUCUACCUCAAGGAGUACGCCAAAGCUCUGGAGUAUCACAGACACGAUCUCACGCUCGCCAGGACGAUCGGAGACAGAAUAGGGGAAGCGAAGGCGAGCGGGAACCUGGGGAACACUCUGAAGGUACUCGGACGCUACGACGAGGCGGUCGUGUGCUGCCAGAGACAUCUGGACAUCUCUCAAGAGCAAGGAGACAAGGUUGGCGAGGCCCGGGCGCUGUACAACAUCGGGAAUGUGUUUCAUGCCAAAGGGAAGCAGCAGUUAUGGGGAUGUCCUCAGGAGCCAGGAGACCUUCCGGGUGACGUGAGGGACACGUUACAGAGAGCCACCGCUUUCUAUGAAAUGAACCUGUCGCUGGUGAAAGAGCUGGGGGACCGGGCUGCUCAGGGGCGGGCUUUUGGUAACCUUGGUAACACACACUACCUUCUGGGUAAUUUCGUCGAGGCCAUCAAGUUUCAUCGCGAGAGACUUUCCAUCGCUAAAGAGUUCGGAGACAAAGCGGCCGAGAGACGAGCCUACAGCAACCUGGGCAACGCGCUCAUCUUCCUCGGCCAGUUCAGCUCAGCGACCGAGUACUACAGGAAAACACUGCAGCUCUCUCGGCAGUUGAAGGACCAGGCGAUGGAAGCUCAGGCAUGUUACAGUUUGGGAAACACGUACACACUGCUGCAGCAGUACGAGCGCGCCAUCGACUACCACCUCAAACACCUGCUCAUCGCUCAGGAACUCAACGACAGGGUGGGAGAAGGCCGUGCGUGCUGGAGUUUGGGAAAUGCCUACGUGUCUUUAGGAAACCAUCGUCAGGCUCUGCACUACGCACACAAACACCUCGACAUCUCCCGAGAGAUCGGGGACAGGAAUGGGGAACUGACGGCUCGGAUGAACGUGGAGCAGCUGAUGGAGGUGCUGGAUGUGAAAGAGGGAGACCUUUCUCCAUGCGGGUCAGAGUUCGAGAUGCAGGGAGCUCGGCCGAAGUUUAAGAAGAGGAACAGUAUGGACAGUGUGGAUCUGUGGAAGUACACGUCAGAAAAGAACGGAGAUGGACACGACGUGGAUGGCGUGUCCCAGAGGUCUAAACAUCAGCCGUCUCACUCCAACAGGAGGAAAAAGUACACGGAGAGCCAGACGUCAGAGGACAGGCAGUGGCUGGACUCACCUGUGGACACGGAUGACAUCACUCUGCAGGUAACGCCACAGAAGCUGGGUCGCGACCCCUCCAAUGAGGACUGCUUCUUCGAACUGCUCAGUAAGUUCCAGAGCAGCCGCAUGGACGAUCAGCGCUGCCGUCUCAGUGAGGACGCUAACGGUCAGGACACGCACAGCAAUGACGACGCCGCAGACUCGGACAUCAGCGACAUGAUCGACGCCAGCCUCCUGGCCUCGCCUCAGACGGAGGAGCUGUUUGAUCUGAUCGCCAGCUCGCAGAGCCGCAGACUGGACGACCAGCGGGUCAGCGUGGGGAACCUGCCGGGUCUCAGGAUUACCCACAAUAACCUGGGGCACCUGCGCACCGAAGCCGAGCCUCAGGAGCCCAGCGACGACUUCUUCAACAUGCUCAUCAAGUGCCAGUCCUCCAGGAUAGACGAUCAGCGGUGUUCUCCUCCUGAAGGCGGUCCCCGCGCCCCCACCGUGCCGGACGAGGACUUCUUCAGCCUGAUCCAGAGGGUUCAGGCCAAACGCAUGGACGAACAGCGCGUCCAGCUUCCCUCCGAGAACCACUCGGAUAACGAGAACGCCAGCGGAGACUCCAGCUAGACCGCACAGAGAGCAGGAGAGAGACUGAUCAUGGGAAGGUUUCUGGACUAUGACUGCAUCGUCUGUGUGUUUGUGUACGACUGACUUCGUGCACUGUAUUUGAUCCAGGGUGAUGUUUUUACACGCGCCUCCUGCGGUUCGUUAGCCACCAGCCUCUAGUGUUGUUGUAGUGCGCGCUCGCUUGCUUGCUAGCCGCUAAUCAACAUCCUGUACGUGUUUUAAAGUGGUGUGACGCGUUAACGUCCCCGAGCCUUUAAGUGCGCUCGGGUUUUAAGCUUUUAUUCAGACGGGGUGUGGUUCCUCCGGCAGCCGUGACAUGUUCGGUGUCAGUGUUGAUUUUCUCUUUAUAGUAUCGUAUCAUUCAAAUGAUACAGAAUCCUUCAAAAAUAAUUCAAAAUAGGUGCUUUCUGUCUUAUGCUGUUUUUUUUUUUUUAAUUUUUUUUUUUAGUAGCAUGUUGUAUAUUUAUUAUUGCAUCGGUGGAGAAAAAGACUGACAUAACAAUGACUGUGAAAAAUAUGUACAUUUUUUAAAUUAAUUAAGAUAGAUAAGAUGAUUUAACAAGUAAAAAAAAAAUAUAUAAGCUUUCAAAAGAGAAAACAAAUGGACGAUUGUUCUGUUUGUAAAAAAAAAAAAACGAAGCUUUUAUGUUGAUGAUGAUCGAUGCUUUCACAUGCGCUAGAGCUAAAUGAGCCGUAACGUAACUAAGUGGUUGCUUUUCUUGCACAAGUGUCCUAGCUAUCGGGGGGAAAAAAAAAACAUGGAUGUGUAGGCGGAGCUACAAAUACCGCAGAUUGAUCCAAAGCUUCUUUCUCGUUUCUGAUCUUCUUUUCCUCGCAGCUUUGGGAGGCAACGCCACAAUUUUAUCGCGUUAAAUAAUAUUUUCAAUUAGUUUCUGCUUUUAAAAAAAAUGUGAAUUCAUUUGAAUUUUUGUAUUUAUUUACCCAUCGUUUAUUUCAUCCUUGGUUUUACCAUACUUACUCAUAAAUCUUCCAUUUAGUUCACUAUACAGCGCCCUCCAAUAAUAUUGGCACCCUUGGUAAAUAUGAGCAAAGAAGGCUGUGAAAAAUUUUCUUUUUUCACAAAUUUUCUAAUUUUCUUUUUUCUCCAAUAUUAAUGUAGGGCAGUGUACGUGCUCACUACAGUGCUAGUGUGCUAAAUAACUGACAUACAAACUAGUCAACUAACUGAUCAGAAGAAACAGCAUCAGAUCGGAAUGACUCCUGGGCUUAAAUGCUGCUCCUAAACUCUCGUCAGCGCGAGAGACUCGAUCCUCACCUGAUCUGAUCAGUAACGAAACAGAGAUUAGACAGUGAUGGGGAUUUAAUCAGAGUGAAGCAGAAAGGGGCGUGUUCAAGUCAGAAUGCUUCCUUCUGAGUGUUUGAUCUGAUCUGUGUCACACCUCCUCUCAAACUUUUUUCUGCUUUAUCGCCACCUGGUGGUUCUGAGGUUUAAAUUCAGCUGCCAUUUCUCCUCCACUUUCUUUCUUUCUUUCCUUCUUUCUUUGGUAUUUAUUUCCCCCUCUUACUUUCUAUUUUUCUCCUCCAUUUUCUCUUUUCUUUCUUUCUUUCUUUCUUUCUUUCUUUCUUUCUUUGGUGUUUAUUCCCCCCCUUACUUUCUAUUUUUCUCCUCCAUUUUCUAAUUUCUUUCUUUCUUUCUUUCUUUCUUUCUUCCUUUUUGUCUUUCUUUCUUUCUUUCUUUCUUUCUUUCAUUGGUAUUUAUUUCCCCCUCUUACUUUCUAUAUUUCUCCUCCAUUUUCCCAUUUCUUUCUUUCUUUCUUUCUUUCUUUCUUUCUUUCUUUCUCUCAUUUAUUUAUUUGUCUAUUUACUUCUUUUCUCAUUCACUCUUUAUUGUUCUUUCCUCUUCUCAUUUUCCCAUUUGUUUCUUUCUUCCUUUUUUGCCCACUUCCUC